AUAAUGGGCGCGGCCUCGCUCUUCUCGACGAUGGAGUGAAAGAACAAAAGAAAUAACUAAAAAAAAAUCCAGGGCGCUGGCGCUUUUGUAGAAAAGAAAAUUAUUUUUUUUAAAAAGGCGUAAAAAAAACAAAAAUCUUUAUUAUUUAAUGAGGAACAAAUAUUUAAUGUUAGUCUUGCCCUGUUAACGUUAUAACAAUGCCGAGUAGUACAGUGUUUACAGACAUGGAGCGGGACGACGGCGACUCUGGGCCUCUCCACAUCGCCAUGGAGCAGCUCACCGUCUUCGGCCUGGAGGAGCCCCCGCUGUCGUUGCCGCCGCCGCCGCCACCUCCUCCUCCUGCACCGCCGGUGUCCCUGGCUCAGCACCUCCGGAACCUGGAAUCAGACGCUUCUUCCUCGCCUCCUCCACCUUCCCCCACCGCCGGGCCUGGGCCCGGACCCGUUCCCGUUCCCGUUCCCGGGCUCGAGCCGCUGGCCGUGCCCGGGCCACCGCUCCUCCUCCAGGGCCCGGUGAGCGGAAGUCAGCAAGGAGCAGUGCCGGGCCCGUGUCCCUGCCCGGCCACCGCUCCUGGCGCCGCCGCCGUAGCCGCUGGAGGAGGUGGUGGUGGCGGCGGCGGCCUGCCCCUGGUUUCUUCAGUCCUGGCUUUGUUCGAGGCCGAGCAGAUCCAGCUCCAGCAACAGCAGCAACCCCGAAAAAAGAGUGUCAACAUGACCGAGUGUGUGCCGGUGCCCAGCUCCGAGCAUGUCGCCGAGAUCGUGGGCAGACAAGGUUGCAAAAUCAAGGCCCUGAGAGCAAAAACCAACACUUACAUCAAGACUCCAGUUAGAGGAGAGGAGCCCGUUUUUGUCGUCACUGGGAGAAAGGAGGAUGUUGCUAUGGCUAAAAGAGAGAUCAUUUCAGCUGCAGAACACUUCUCGAUGAUACGUGCAUCAAGAAACAAAAAUGGAGCAGUGCCUGGGGCAACACCUGGACUAGCUGGCCUCUCUGUACCUGGCACCCCAAGUCUACCUGGGCAAACCACCAUUCAGGUACGAGUGCCCUACCGUGUAGUGGGUCUGGUGGUAGGGCCCAAAGGUGCUACAAUUAAGCGAAUUCAGCAACAAACCCAUACAUAUAUAGUCACUCCUAGCCGUGAUAAAGAGCCAGUGUUUGAAGUGACUGGCAUGCCUGAAAAUGUUGAUAGAGCCAGGGAAGAGAUAGAAGCACACAUUGCUGUUCGUACGGGCAAUUAUAUUGAAAUCAAUGAAGAAAAUGACUUCCAUUCCAAUGGCACAGAUGUGAGUUUUGACAACAGUGGGUUUGAAUCUGCAUGGGGGAAGAUGAACUCAAUUCCUCCUACCCGCAAUAGACUUCUGUCUAGCUACAGAAAUGACAGCUCGAGCUCUCUUGGCAGUGGAUCAACUGAUUCCUACUUUGGAAGUAACCAGAUGACUGACUUCAGUCCAACAAGUCCAUUCAGUGCAGGUGGUUUCUGGUUUGGAGAAUCAUUCACAGCCAUGAGUCCUGAAGAUCUGGGGUUUGAAUCGCCUGCCUUUGAUUCUCUUCCAGCUACAACUCAGUCUGUGAUCUGGUGUCCAUUCGAACAAGCAAAUCCUAUUGGCUUUGGUAAUGAAUCGACAAUUGGUACAAUAGCCCGUGAUAGCCAACCCACUACCCCUCGCCUAUCACCAACCUUUAUAGAAAAUAUAGAGUUUCCCCUUGCAAGGCGGCCAUGUAGUGACCCUUUAAACAUGGCGAGUCAAGUUGAGCUUCCAGUAUAUAUCUCUGCCUUCUCUAAUGGUACAAGCUACUCCUCCUCCAAUGGUAGCACUACUUCUGGUUCACCCACCGACUCGUCUGGCUCUGGUAUGGCCAGGGGCAAACGUGAUUGUGUGGUCUGCUUUGAAAGUGAAGUGAUUGCAGCUCUGGUGCCAUGUGGCCACAACCAUUUCUGUAUGGAGUGUGCCAAUCGAAUCUGUGACAAGGAAGAUCCAAAGUGUCCAGUGUGCAACACACCUGUUACUCAGGCCAUUCGCAUCUACUCUUAACUUAAUGGACAUUUGGGUGGGUGGAGGGGUGGGAUAGAAUGAUUGAUGGGGAAGGAGGGUAGAAUGUAUGUUGGUACUUGUCUGAAAACUUCCUAUUGGUAAAAUGUGACUGUUAUGUAGUUGGAUUCGUAGGAUUAGGCUACGAGUUUACUGUAAAUUUUAAAAGUUGGGUAAUACCAUUUUUGUUUUCUGUUAGACAAACUCAUUUCAUGGAUCACCAAACAAGGUGGAUCAGUUUAUUUGCAGAUGUACAUGCAGGAUUUAAAAAUAUACUUGACAGUGAAAGUGGCCCUUGAGCUUUUUAAAACUUUUAAAUUGUGCCACUUGCAUCACCUUUUUAUUUUUGAGGGAUGCUUGUUCUGGAUUAAUCGCCCCCACCCCUGGGAUUUGAUUUACCAGUCUCUACCAAGUUAACUGAUCUAACAAUCUAGCAGUAAGGAUUCUACUGCAAAUACAAUGCAGUUGUUUUUGUCCCUUUAUUUAAAACUACUGGCCGUAGUUCAUGGAAAUUGUGAUAUCCAAUAACAAGUAGUUUGACAGGCUGUUGACUUGCUUUUCUACCCCUCUUCGUCCCUUACCUCACUCCACGCAAUAGCCAUACUUGGAUGAGAUACCAGAGGGUUGCUGGUACCAUAGGAUCCAAUCCAGAGCUUUAAGUAGAGCAGUGAAAAUAAUUAAAGGUUAAAUUGGGGGUAAAAUGCUUGAAAUAGUGUAAUGGAUAUGAAACAUUCAGUUUUAUUUCAUUUUCCACUAGAGAUUUGUAAUUCUAAGCUGGUAACUCAGUGAGUUAUAAAAGGUUCACUCUCUUACUCUCUCCUUCAUUGU
Messenger RNA from Hemiscyllium ocellatum (epaulette shark), 2855 nucleotides. Its product is annotated as RNA-binding E3 ubiquitin-protein ligase MEX3C. The coding region runs from base 198 to 2030 and encodes 610 amino acids. Gene Ontology annotation, molecular function: RNA binding. The transcript is spliced from 2 exons. NCBI's taxonomy places the organism in Eukaryota, Metazoa, Chordata, Chondrichthyes, Orectolobiformes, Hemiscylliidae. The record is from RefSeq and is a predicted model, not a curated record.